AUGGCAACUUCACCCCAAUCGGCCACCGCCACCGCCGUCGCCGCCGCCGCGACCACCACCACCACGAAGACCACCGUGACGACCCUCUCGUCGUCAUCCUCCGCGAUCGACGCCUGUGGGGCCAAGCGCCACAAACCCUCCCCCUUGAGCCAGGUCGAGUCGGACUCCACGAUCUCCACCGACGACAGCUCCAACGAGGCGCCGAUCGCCGACAGGAGGAGCGGCGUCCGGGUCGUGCGGAUCUCCGUCACCGACAGCGACGCUACGGACACGUCCAGCGACGAGGAGUUCGAGGAGCGGUCGAAGCCGCACCACCCCAGCCGCAAGGUCAAGCGCUACGUGAACGAGAUUAGGAUCGAGCCGCCGCGGCCGGAGCGGCCGGAAUUCCAGCCAAUUGCGGCCGCGGCGGCGAAGAUUACGGCGGAGACUGCGGGAUCGAGGAAGUAUCGGGGCGUGAGGCGGAGGCCGUGGGGGAGGUGGGUGGCGGAGAUAAGGGACGGGAGGCUGAGGCAGUGGCUGGGCACGUACGACACGGCGGAGGAGGCCGCCAUGGUCUACGACAGGGCCGCGCUCCGCCUCCGCGGGCCCGACGCCCCAACUAACUUCUCCAAGCAGGAAUGCGGCCUUUCCCAGCAUGCUGUUCUGCCUUUUAAGAAGAACAAGCUGUACAGAUGUUGUGCUUGA
Messenger RNA from Eucalyptus grandis, 684 nucleotides. Its product is annotated as ethylene-responsive transcription factor ERF070-like. NCBI's taxonomy places the organism in Eukaryota, Viridiplantae, Streptophyta, Magnoliopsida, Myrtales, Myrtaceae. Gene Ontology annotation, molecular function: DNA binding; DNA-binding transcription factor activity. Gene Ontology annotation, biological process: regulation of DNA-templated transcription. The transcript has a single exon. Bases 1 to 684 code for a protein of 227 amino acids. The record is from RefSeq and is a predicted model, not a curated record.